UUUCUUGCCAGACAUCUCUUCAUUAUUAUUGGUGUCAUUUUAAGACUAAGCAGUAAUUUGCGCUUGAACGGAAAUGUAGUCAGAGAGACAGAUCGUGAGGCGGAAGUGAGGUUAGAGCAGCAGCAGUCUGCUCCGUCCAUGUUAUUAUUGUUAUUCUGGCUGUGUGAUGGUUCACAGCGGAGCGCACAGACGGCGGUCAGCCCGGGAUUUCUCCGGUUACCAGCACAGACACGAACGGCUAGCAGGCCACAUGUUACACCUGCGCAUCUGUCCCGCGAUAGUUUGAUUACAAACGCUGACAAAACGCGCCAACGUCGCUGUGCUCGCGUCGGACUGUCUUUAUUAUUGACACUGCAACAGACAUGAACGGCAUCACCAAGAGCAGAUUUGAGGUGUUCUCAAACAGCGAUGAGGCCCCAAUUAACAAAAAACUUCCCAAAGAGCUUCUGCUCAGGAUUUUUUCCUACCUGGAUGUAGUUACAUUGUGUAGGUGUGCUCAAGUAUCCAAGGCAUGGAAUGUUCUCGCUUUAGAUGGAAGCAACUGGCAGAAGAUUGAUCUCUUCAACUUUCAGACAGAUAUUGAGGGUCGUGUGGUGGAGAACAUCUCAAAGCGAUGUGGAGGGUUUUUGAGGCAGCUCAGUCUAAGGGGCUGCCUCAGUGUGGGUGAUGCCUCCAUGAAGACCUUUGCUCAGAACUGUCGCAACAUUGAACAUCUGAACCUCAAUGGCUGCACCAAGAUUACAGAUUCCACCUGCAUCAGCCUUAGCAAGUUCUGCUCCAAACUUCGUCACCUUGACCUGACCUCUUGCGUGUCCAUCACCAAUCAUGCACUUAAGGCCUUAAGUGAGGGCUCCCGAAUGUUGGAGAAUCUGAACCUGUCCUGGUGUGAUCAGAUCACGAGUGAUGGCAUCGAGUCUCUCAGCCGUGGCUGCACAGGCCUCAGAGCACUGUUCCUGAGAGGCUGCACACAGCUUGAUGAUGCUGCACUGAAGCACCUUCAAAAGCACUGUCCUGAGCUCAUGACAAUCAACAUGCAAUCCUGCACACAAAUCACAGACGAUGGCUUUGUGAGUUUGUGCCGGGGCUGUCACAAACUGCAGAUGGUUUGUGUGUCUGGCUGCAGCAACAUUACAGACGCCUCCCUGACCGCUCUCGGCCUCAACUGCCAACAGCUCAAGAUCCUGGAGGCGGCUCGCUGCUCACAUGUGACUGAUGCUGGUUUCACUGUUCUCGCCAGGAAUUGUCAUGAUUUGGAGAAGAUGGAUUUAGAGGAAUGUAUUUUGGUGACUGAUAACACUCUGGUUCAGCUCUCAAUCCACUGCCCUCGGCUGCAGGCGCUGAGUCUGUCUCACUGCGAGUUGAUAACAGAUGAUGGAAUCAGACACCUGAGCAGCAGUGUGUGUGGUCAUGAGCGUCUGCAGGUCGUGGAGUUGGACAACUGCCCCCUAAUCACAGACAUCACACUGGAGCAUCUAAAAAAUUGCCAGCAUCUGGAACGUAUUGAGCUCUAUGACUGCCAGCAGGUCACCCGCGCAGGCAUCAAACGCAUUCGGGCUCACCUUCCUGACAUCAAAGUCCAUGCCUACUUUGCCCCAGUCACACCCCCUCCUUCAGUGCAUGGAGGUGGCCAGCGUCUCUGUCGAUGCUGUGUCAUACUCUGACAGAAGGAGGAGACUUUGAGAGAUGUCAUAGAACAUCAAGCUGUCAGUCAACCUCUAAGCUCUGCCCUGCCCCAACUUCACACCACUAUGAGACUCUGUGUGGGGUUGUGGCUAUGGGAGGCAUGGCUUGUUCGCUGAGUGGUUGCCUGGCAGGAGGAUGGACCUGAACAAGUUACGCAAAAUAAAUACAAUGCAACAUGACAUAUAAAUGCUACAUACGUACAAUACAAUCUCCUGGAUAUACAAGAAAACCAAGGAGCUACCAUGUAAGAUAUUACAUAUUUGGAUAUAUAGGAAACAAAUCUGAGGAAGAACAUUUUGGAACUACUGAAUAUUGAUUGAGGCAUGUUUAAUGCCAUUAUGACAACUACCCAGUGUUUACGUCCUGCUCCUCUUCCUCAACCAAUAGGAAUGCAUUUUCUCAUGAUGAGAACCAAUAGAAAAACAGAAAACGAUUGGCAGGAUGCAAAUCUUCUUUGGAGUACUGUAGGAUACUCCUCCCGCUCUUUGAUCAUGUGACUUUCUCAAACCUGGGAGCAGGAAGUUUGAGCGUUUUGUCUGGUGUGUGUGAAUGUUUAAAUAUAGAAAACAAAAUAUAACACUACAUCAAAUUCAACCCAUAUUAAAACUGAGAUAGAAUGUUUUUUACUUUCUGUUAGUGCUCACCCUCAUUUUGAGAGGGGGGAAAAAAUAUUUGCAAUUGAAAUAAUGUGAGCAGGUGAGGGGAAGAGAGAUCAGGAAGGACUGAGGUUGUGCAUGCCAGAAAAGGUUCGCUCCAGUCCGGCGUUAAUUUAACCUCAUAAUUGAUGUGAAUGUUCAAAUUUAGACUUCAUGUGCUAAGGGUGGGGGUCUCAUGUGGGAUAGAUUAACAUUUGACAUUCACAGUGUUUUAGUGCAAUAUUGAAAGCGCAGGCAUAUGUAAUUGUGGUAUGUGACAGGAUUCAAAACACUCCUUAUUCAGGCAUUUCCUAGGCAACAGUCUCAAUAGUAUUCUCAUGGCAAUGUCCCUGGUUCUACAAAGAAGCCCCUGUAUCCUUAUUCCUUUAUAUUCACUGCCAAUUACAUGUCAUCAACUUGUAGAUGUGAUCUCAUCAUAAUGUUACACAAAAAUCAACAAUAGGAAUAAGAUUUAAGGAUAGUUCUUCCAAAAAAAAAAAAAAAUUCUCUCAUCAUUUAUUCACCCUCAUCCCUUUCUUUCUUUUGUUGAACACAAAAUAUUUUUAGAAGAAUUUUUCAACUCCAAAACUUUGAAGCUCCAAAAUGCGCAUGAAGGCAGCAUAAAAGUAGUCCAUAAGACUUCACUGGUUAAAUAUAUAUCUUCAGAAGCUAUAUGAUAGGUGUGGUUGAGAAACAGAACGUAGUCAUUUUUUUACAUAACUUCUGCUUGCCCAGUAGGUGGUGAUAUGCACGAGGAAUGUGAAUCGCCAAAAACAAAAGACGACUGUGAAAGUGAUAUUGAUUUGUUUCUCAUUCACACUUAUCAUAUCAUUUUAGAAGAUAUGGAUUAAACCACUGGAGUUUAUAGAUUACGUCUAUGAUGCCUUUCUUUGCUUUUAGAAUUUAAAAGUUCAGGUCACCAUUCACUUGCAUUGUAUAGAACAACAGAGCUGUGAUGACAGAAUUUUCAUUUUUGGGUGAACUAUCCCUUUAAGGUGAAAAUCGCGAGAACCAAAAAAAAAACCUAAUCAGUACAAUCAUGAGAUGAUUUAAAAUGUACCAUCUGAGGAAUAAAACCAAUGUUCAACAAGGUUUAAAAGGAUUCAUUCACCAAAAUAAAAUGAAAGUUCUGUCAUAAUUUACUCACCCACAUAUUGUUCCAAACCAACUUUUUUUGUCUUCUGUGGAACACAAAAGGAGAUUUUAGGCAGAAUUUUAGGGACUGGCAUCUUAUGUCACCAUGCACUCUCAUUGCAUGUUUUUCUUUAUACUGUGAAAGUAAAUGGUAUCUGAGGUUGUGUUUUACAGAAGAAAGUCAGAUGGCUUUGGAAUGGCUUGAGGUUGAGUAAAUUAUGACAUUUACUCACUUAUGGUUCAUUUUUCAGUUAACUAAUACAAAAGGCCUAAUGGAGCAUAAUUCUUUAAAUACAUGUUGAGUCAUGCUGAUGACAACAGCUGCUGGGUGGAUCAUCUAAUAAUCAAUGGAAAUGUAUUUUCAGUGUGAGUGCCUUUUGAUUUUGCAAUUGGGGGAGGGGUGGAAUUACAGCCACAGAAAUGCUUGACUCAGGGCUGCAGUGUAGUUUUUCACAUUUCUUUCAUCUUGUAUUCUCUCUUCAGUUGGUUUUUACCAUUAGAUCUGAUCAUGAUGAAGUACUACAUCAUUUACUGUCAAUGCAUACACCAGUGAUUCCAGAUCCUUUAUCUCCACCAUGCCGCUUCAGAAGGCAAUACUAAACCUGUCACUUCAAGUGAAUAUUGUUUAGAAUUGUUCUGUAACAGCUAAUCGGCUCCCCUCCUUCUCUCCCAUAUUUUUGACAAAGAUUAAGUUACCUGAAUGUCCUUGUGUUCUGGUUGUUAAUGUGACAUUUCUUCAAAUAAAAGAUCUGAGCAGUGUGUCACAUUCCAGA
Molecule: messenger RNA, 4225 nt
Organism: Xyrauchen texanus (razorback sucker)
Lineage: Eukaryota; Metazoa; Chordata; Actinopteri; Cypriniformes; Catostomidae
Gene: fbxl2
Product: F-box and leucine-rich repeat protein 2
Exons: 14
Coding region: 363-1661 (432 amino acids)
Biological process (GO): SCF-dependent proteasomal ubiquitin-dependent protein catabolic process
Cellular component (GO): SCF ubiquitin ligase complex
Molecular function (GO): protein binding
Source: RefSeq, a predicted model, not a curated record